CUCCUCCAGGUGUUGUUUCUUCCGGGGUGGGCGGAGGCGUUGACGGUGAUGGCGGACGAGGAAGACAGAGGAAGCCCGGAGGUUUGCACCCUUCGGUUGGGGACGGAAGCCGACGCCGCGGGAGACGGAGAGCUGCUGGAGUGCGGCGAACCCUUGGACUCCACUGGCUACGUGCUGUACAGAAACAGGAAAGAAUGGGCAGAUAUUGACCCGGUUCCUCAAGAUGAUGGGCCACAUCCUGUUGUUCAGAUCAUAUAUAGUGAAAAAUUUAAAGAUGUAUAUGAUUACUUCCGGGCCGUUUUGCAACAUGAUGAAAGGAGUGAAAGAGCUUUCAAGUUAACAGGCGAUGCCAUUGAACUUAAUGCUGCAAACUACACAGUAUGGCAUUUCCGUAGGGUACUUCUGCAGUCCUUGAAGAAAGACUUAAAUGAGGAACUCAAUUACAUCACUGCUAUCAUUGAAGAUCAGCCAAAGAAUUACCAAGUCUGGCAUCACCGACGAGUUUUGGUAGAGUGGUUGAAGGACCCAUCACAAGAACUCGAAUUUAUUGCAAACAUUCUGAACCAGGAUGCCAAGAAUUACCAUGCUUGGCAACACAGACAAUGGGUCAUUCAGGAAUUUAAGCUAUGGGAUGAUGAAUUGGAGUAUGUUGAGCAACUUUUGAAAGAAGAUGUCAGAAAUAAUUCCGCCUGGAACCAAAGAUACUUUGUGAUUUCAAACACAUCUGGUUACAAUGAUCCUGCUAUUCUAGAAAGGGAAAUUCAGUACACUCUAGAAAUGAUCAAACUGGUACCUCAUAAUGAAAGUGCCUGGAACUACCUGAGAGGGAUUUUGCAAGAUCGUGGCCUUUCAAAAUAUCCAGAUCUGCUCGAACAGCUACUGGAAUUGCAGCCAAGUCAUAAUUCCCCGUAUCUAAUUGCCUUCUUGGUGGACAUAUAUGAAGACAUGUUAGAAAACCAGUGUGAAAAUAAGGAAGAAACUCUCAGCAAAGCAUUAGAGUUGUGUGAAAUCCUCGCUAAGGAAAAAGACAUUAUACGGAAAGAAUACUGGGGAUAUGUUGGAAGAUCCCUUAAGAAUAAACACAGCCCAAAUGAAGAACAGACUGUGCCAACAGAAAAUGAUCAGCAUUAAUUUAAUGCAAAGGAGAAAUGAUACAGCAUUCAGCUUCUGUGCAUUUUACAAAAUCUCUAGACUGGCAAUUAAUACAGUGUUCCCCUUCUUUCCAAAAUUUGUUGUAACUAUACAUUAAUUGCAGAGAUAUUGCUUCUAACCGCAUUGAGAAUGCAAAGUGUUCUGAAUAACAAAUUGACCCAUGGUUAUUGCUGCUAUACACAUUAGCUAUGGGGUAAUUAAAGUACUGUGCAUUUAAAAAACCCUUGUAUCAGAAAUAAAUAAAUUUGUUUUUCUAUUCGGUACAUGAAUAACACUGUUCAAGCAAUUCUACUAUCCUAAAUUUUAAAGCGACCCUUCUCAUAAAGUAAGUGCAUGUGAGUCUCUGAACGUAUUUGGAUUGGACUGCAGAGAUCUACUGUGGACGUACGAAGAAUACGCAAUUGUACAUUGGAGCAGCUAUGCAACACUAUGUUUUCAUUGUAUCCAGCUAGUGCCAUCAAUAAUUUGUCAUAAAGAUAUAAAUGCUGUACUUG
This is a messenger RNA of Notechis scutatus (mainland tiger snake), 1646 nucleotides long. Lineage: Eukaryota; Metazoa; Chordata; Lepidosauria; Squamata; Elapidae. The record is from RefSeq and is a predicted model, not a curated record.